Molecule: messenger RNA, 426 nt
Organism: Leishmania braziliensis MHOM/BR/75/M2904
Lineage: Eukaryota; Euglenozoa; Kinetoplastea; Trypanosomatida; Trypanosomatidae
Product: putative protein kinase
Exons: 1
Coding region: 1-426 (141 amino acids)
Source: RefSeq, a predicted model, not a curated record
AUGCGGCUCGGUGUCAGCGGCAGGAUCGCGCCCCCAUGUGUAUUGAAUUGUUCAACUAUACGUAUGCUUCUGGUGACUGAGCCCCCGUUUCUCUUUCCUUUCUGCACUUUCCCUUCCUCCCUCUCUCUCGUCUACAAUCGUCUCUCUCACACCGGCGAAGGAAAGGAAGUAUUGACGCUCGUAAACACACGCACACGUGUUGUCACCGCGCAGCAUCAACUUUUUUUCUGUGUGUCGUCUUCUAAACCUUCUCCAGGUGUCUCGUACCGCUGCAGCUCUCUUGCUUCCUCCCUCCUCAACCCUCCGGGUUAUCCGCCACCGUGCCAAGCUUACACGUGCAUUCUUCCGGGGCCUCUUCCCCGUUCGCCCGGCCUUUUUUCGGCUUUUAACAAAGUUUCAUUGGCCCUUACCCCCCCCGCCUCCUAA